Molecule: messenger RNA, 3578 nt
Organism: Harmonia axyridis
Lineage: Eukaryota; Metazoa; Arthropoda; Insecta; Coleoptera; Coccinellidae
Gene: Klp31E
Product: kinesin-like protein KIF21A
Exons: 8
Coding region: 349-3402 (1017 amino acids)
Biological process (GO): mitotic spindle organization; microtubule-based movement
Molecular function (GO): ATP binding; microtubule binding; microtubule motor activity
Source: RefSeq, a predicted model, not a curated record
GUCUAUUCUCUAUUCUCUUGUUCACUUUCACUCUGACGGUUUAUGUGUUUAUUUACAUACAUGUGUUUUUGACAAUUGCCCAUUCGAACUGCUUCGUCCAUGAACGAACCGAGUACACACAGUACAGGGAUCUCGAUUUAUGAAAACACCUGAGAAAAACCGUCGUGUCCAUUUAUUUAUUUAUGUGAAAAUUAGUAAACAAUUGUGUCAUCAUGCUAAAUAGUAUUUAAUAAUCUUCAAAUAGUGGUAGGUGUUUGAAUCAGUUGAGUCUGUGGACACAUGUGAGGAGUUGUGAGGUGUUUUUUAAUCAUCUGAUUGUGUUGUGAUAUUUUUUAUCAUCUUGACGAAAUGGACGAAGAGGAUCUUACUGUACGAGUAGCUGUCAGAAUUCGGCCUCAGAUACCACGAGAAAUCAUCGACAUGUGCCAUAUAUGCACAACUGUGACACCAGGGGAACCACAGGUUACUUUGGGCAACGACAAGUCUUUCACUUAUGAUUACGUCUUCGACACAGAUUCUUCCCAAAAUGAGAUUUACGAAAAUUGUGUGGCUUCCACGGUGGAGUCAUCACUGGAGGGGUACAACGCAACAGUAUUAGCAUAUGGACAAACGGGCUCCGGUAAAACCUAUACAAUGGGUUCAGGAUUUGACGUGGAUAUGGGUAACAAGCAAAUCGGAAUCAUACCCAGAGCUAUACAUCACCUAUUCGACAGUAUACAAAACCGCAUUCAGCAAGCAAGAGAAAAUGGUGUUGUAGCGCCUGAAUUUAAAGUAUCAGCACAAUUCAUGGAACUGUACAAUGAAGAAGUUAUAGAUCUCUUCAACCCAGGCUACAAUAAGGAAAAAGUUUACAAGAUACACGAGGACCCAUGUGGCGGUAUCGUGGUCAAAGGAGUGACUUUCAAAAAUGUGACUUCAGCGGAAGAAGCACUGAAGUUUCUCAGACUAGGUGCACUGUCCAGGACUACAGCAAGCACUCAGAUGAACACACAAUCUUCCAGAUCACAUGCUAUCUUCACGCUCCACAUAAAACAACAAAGAUUGGUGCCAUCUUCAGACAGUAAUAUAAACGAGUUUGAAACGUUUACGGCAAAAUUCCACUUUGUUGAUCUGGCUGGCUCAGAAAGGCUCAAAAGGACGGGCGCAACAGGUGAAAGAGCGAAAGAAGGAAUUAACAUUAACUGUGGACUAUUAGCUUUAGGAAAUGUUAUAUCUGCGUUAGGUGAUAAAAGUAAAAAAGCUUUACACGUUCCUUAUAGAGAUUCAAAAUUAACGAGAUUGCUACAGGAUAGCUUAGGCGGUAAUAGUCGUACUGUGAUGAUAGCUUGUGUUAGUCCAAGCGAUAGGGAUUUCAUGGAGACUUUAAAUACAUUAAAAUACGCUAAUAGAGCACGUAACAUAAAGAAUAAAAUUGUUAUUAAUCAGGAUAAGAGUUCUAAAACGAUUUCAUUGCUUAAACAACAAAUUGCACAAUUACAAUUAGAAAUAGUUGAAUACAAACAGGGCAAAAGAAUUGUAGGGCAAGAUGGUACUGAAAUGGUAAACGAUAUGUUCUACGAAAAUAAUAUGUUACAAGUAGAAGUGAAUAACUUGAAGACGAGAGUUAAAGCUAUGCAAGAUACUAUUGACUCAUUAACUCUCAAAAACACUAAUCUACUAGCUGAGAAAGCUACUGGAGCUUGGAUAGGAAGUGGAAACGACAACGACGUAGCAUGUAUGGUCCAGUCUUACUUGAAAGAAAUAGAAGAAUUACGUACCAAACUGAUGGAAUCCAAUAAUAUAUGUGAACAACUGAGAAAACAACUAACUAGAGCGCAAAGCUCACAAUAUCAAACGUCCUUAUUGGAAUCAUCCAUUGAGGGUAAUUCCUGCCUUUUAGAAGAAGCGAAAAAAGAAAUUCAAAGGGAAAAGGAUAUGUUGCGGAAAUCACGGCUAGUUUCAGAAAGAGAAACGAUGGAAUGUGAGGAAGAAAAUGAAGACAAUGAAUUGGACACUGAUAACGAAUGGAAAGAUAUAGACUCUGAAUCAAUGAAAGAUGAGUUGUUAAAUAUCACGCAAGAUAUUGAUAUGAAACAAAAGCUAAUUGACGAGUUAGAGUUAUCCCAAAGAAGAAUGCAGACAAUGAGACAACAUUACGAAGACAAACUACAGCAACUUCAGUUACGUAUAAAAGACACACAAGAUGAAAGAGAUAAAAUUCUACAUUCACUUGGUCCGCAAACUGAUUCCAAUGAAAGAAUGAAAAAAAUUAAAGAUGAAUAUACCAGAAAGUUGACCGAUAUGCAGAAAGAUUUAAAGAAAUUACAAGCAGCUCAGAAAGAACAUGUGAGAUUGGUCAGGAGUCAGAGUCAUCAUGAGAAUCAAUUAAAAUCUUACAAAAACGAAUUGUUAGAACUUAAACGAGCCAAAGUGAGAUUAAUAAAUAAAAUGAAAGAAGAAACACACAAACAUAAAGAAGCUGAAAUGAAGAGACUGAGGGAAAUAGCACAACUGAAAAAAGAAUCACGGAAAAGCGCUAGUAUGAUAAAAUCAAUGGAGGCUGAAAGAAAAAUUAAGGAUCAAGUUUUGAAAAGAAAACAAGAAGAAGUUUCAGUUUUGAGAAAGAGUCAAAGAGGGAUGCUGAGUAUGAAGGCAGCCGGGCUUCUUAAUAAAUGUUUUUCUGAAAAAGCAGCUAAACAGAGAUGGUUACGAGUUGAAAAGGCAAUCAAUAAUAUUGCUUUGAACAGAAGAGGAUUGGUUGAACAAGAGAUCAGAAUGGAGCAUUUUCUGGAAAAACGAGAAGCUUUAAGAAAAGAAUUGGAAGUCCUAGAAGGAAGAAGGAAACUAGCCAUUCAAAAAAAUCUGGAUAUUACUCAAUUGGAAAGCUAUAUAGAAGACAUAAAUGAAAAUAUAAACUAUGUACAAGAAGCAAUAGCUGAAACACAACAUAAUGUUAUGGAAAUUGAGGAGAACCAAGACAACAGCGAUAACCAAGAUUUGCAAAAUGCUAUUGAUACAAUAUGUGAUAUGGAAGAAGCUAAGUACCUUAUAAAAAAAUUGUACCCUAUGGCACUAAGUCAAAGCCAUGCUGUAGCACAAAGAGAUGCAAAAUUGAAAGAAAAUGAAGCUACAUUACAAGAACUGAAACAAGAAAAUAAUAUUAAGGGUCAGUUGCUUGAUCAUGUCCUCCACAAUGAAAUUCCAAUAUUUGGUAAAGAACUCAUCACUAGCGUCUCAAGCAACGCCAAUGAUACAACUAGUUCAACGACUUCCUCAAGAUCUUCUUCUCCCGUUGAUUCACAAAUGCUUCUUCCUCCAGAAUCUCAUGUUAGACCUAAAGUCAGAAGAAGACAAGCUAAUACUGCAGAACUUCUUUUUGGAUUACCCUCUGUGGAAAGAUCAUCAGAACCGAGUUCUUUCUGAUACCCUCCACUUCAGUAUUCCUAAAAUCGAAACUGGUGAAGAUGAAAUUAUGAUAGAUGACCGUCUUGCUCCGAGUGCUGAGUUUUGCCCAGAAAUUGGAACAGAAUUGCCUACUUUUAAUAUAAUAAAUUUUUUAUGUGAGUUUAUUGUUAUUUAUUAUAAAGUAUUGUUGCAAC